This is a messenger RNA of Chenopodium quinoa (quinoa), 2307 nucleotides long. RefSeq names its product organic cation/carnitine transporter 4-like. The record is from RefSeq and is a predicted model, not a curated record. Gene Ontology annotation, biological process: transmembrane transport. Gene Ontology annotation, molecular function: transmembrane transporter activity. Gene Ontology annotation, cellular component: membrane. The transcript has 2 exons. The coding region runs from base 410 to 1999 and encodes 529 amino acids. Lineage: Eukaryota; Viridiplantae; Streptophyta; Magnoliopsida; Caryophyllales; Amaranthaceae.
UUACAGUGUGAAAUCGAAUUAAUUUACUAAGUCAAUAUAUCAUAUAUUGAAUAUCUUUCAUGUUUAUGUCACAGAGAUUUUUUUAUGUCAUUCUAAUACAUAGUAUAUAAUUCCAUUAUUAUAAUUCUCGUGCAGCACAAGUGUAGAUUAAUUUUGCCAUCUCAAGUAGGUUGUCAAAUAUUAGGAAUUAAAGUCUGCAAUUGGCUCAUCAGUUUUCACGUGUAAGCGUCCUAGUAUACUAUAAUCAGUUAAUAACAAAUAAUUAUAAUUGUAUCAAAACACAAUUAACAACAAGAUUCCAACUUAUAUAAAUUGGAACACUGCAACUUAGUAGAACGUUAUAAGUUAUGAUUUAAAGAUAAAUUCAACAUUAAUAUUCCAAGUAAUUAGCAUAAAACCCUCUAAAAUAAUGCCUACUCAAAACCUCCCGGAGCUUUGGGAUCUUCGACAGCCGUUGGUUGUCCCGGCUAAUGGCAGAUCUAAUGGGCCAGAGAAGUUAACCAUAGACGACAUGCUCCUAAAAUAUUGCGGCGAGUUUGGUAAGUGGCAACUAAGACAUUUUGUAUUAACAAGCUUAGCUUGGGCCUUAGAGGCUUUUCAUACAAUGGUUAUGAUCUUUGCUGACCAUGAGCCGCGGUGGUUAUGUACUGGACCCGGUUGUCAAGUACAAGCCCAACUUUGUGAGCUGCCACCGGGCUCGUGGGAUUGGGUUGAUAGGCAUCGCAGCUCUACCGUGUCUGAGUGGGGGUUGGUGUGUGGUGAGAAGUACAAGGUUGGAUUGGUGCAAUCUUUAUUCUUCUUUGGUUGCAUGAUAGGAGCAGGAAUAUUUGGCCAUCUCUCAGAUUCAUCACUAGGAAGAAAAGGCUCGUUAACCAUAAUAUGUCUAUUAAAUGGAAUCCUCGGUUGCUUGACCGCCUUCUCUCCAAAUUACGCCAUCUACACCCUCCUCCGAUUCCUAAGUGGCCUAGGCACGGGUGGUGUAGGCAUGUGUGCCUUUGUCCUCGCCACUGAGCCCAUUGGACCAACUAAACGCGGUGUUGCUGGUAUGUCCGCCUUCUAUUUCUUCUCCGCUGGCAUUGCACUUCUCUCAGGAAUUGCCUAUGUUUUCCAAUCUUGGAGAUCUCUCUAUAUUGCAUCGUCGAUACCUUCAAUAGUCUUCAUAGCAAUCAUUGUUCCUUUCCUAUCGGAAUCACCUAGGUGGUACCUUGUACGUGGUAAAACAAAGGAAGCAAUGAAAGUCAUGCGACAUAUGGCAUUGUCUAAUGGUACGACAAUACCACAAAACGUCGAGCUUAUACUAGACGAUGAUGCUAACAAGAGCAACAACGUUGUAACACUAAAAGACGACGACACACUACUUGAAGAAGCAAGAGAGGUUAUAUUAAAGGGCUCUUUACUAGACAUCCUAAUGUUACCAAUCACAAGAGUACGCCUUUUAUUAGCUAUUAUGAUCAAUUUUUGUUGUGCAAUUGUAUAUUAUGGACUUAGUCUAAAUGUUGUCAAUCUUGACACCAACCUCUACAUUAACGUACUACUAAACGCAAUUUUUGAACUACCAUCUUACACAAUAACCGCGAUAAUGGCUGAUAAGUUCGGAAGGAAGCCAGUAACAAUAGGUACAAUGUGGUUUAGUGGGGUGUUUUGUUUGUUAGGGAGCAUAAUAAAGAGCUAUGGAAUAUGGAAGAAUUUACAAAUGUUAUGUGGAAUAUUGGGAAUUUUCGGUAUGGCCGGAACUUAUAAUCUAAUGUUCGUUUAUACGAUGGAGAUGUUCCCUACGGUGGUGAGGAAUACGGCCUUAGGAUGUACCACACAAGCGUCACAAACCGGAGCAGCACCACUUGUGGUGAUGAUGGGUAGCACAUUGCCCUUUGCCGUGUUCUCUGUAUGUGGAAUUGUUGGUGGUUUACUUUUGUUUAAUUUGCCUGAAACUUUGAAUCGGCCUUUGUAUGAUACAAUGGCUGGUUUGGAGGAAGGUGAGGUUAUUUUGAGCAAUACAUAAAGAGUUUUAGUCCCUUUGUUCCCUCUUCUUUAGUUCAAUGUCACCUUUUUAUUUUGGGUAUUGGUUAAUUUAUAUACUCUAUCAGUACACUACAACUGUACAACCUUUAAGGCUGCAUAUAAAAGUAUAUAAUACAACUCCUAUAUUGAUAUUAAUUUAGGAAUGCAUGAUAGAAGCACACUUUAAUUAGUGUUAUUUAAACUUAAUUUUAUCUUAGGAUUGUAACUUUUAUCUUCUUAUAUGCAGUCAUAAGAAUUGUAUAUAUCAUUUCCUUGUAAUUUUUGUGAGAAUGAUUUGGUCAUUUGGUG